UCCCAACUCAACUCGAAAAUCUCUAAACCCUCGCCCCCAGUCUUAAACCUCUCUAAUUUAAAAAAAAAUUUAGUUUCCUUAUUUACUUUUGAUCGAAGUUGCACUGCAAAAAUAUACUUCAUAUUUUUACUUUGGAGAAUUUCCAUUCGAUUUGCUUCAUCCAGCUUGUUUUCCAAAGGGUUUGAUUCUGCGAGAUAUCUAAUGGGCAUUUGUUGGACCCCGAGAUCAGUUUUGGCCCAUGGGUAGAUUGGUGAAAUCCCUACUCUUUUCUCGAACCCUCAUUCAGAAAUCUCAAAGUCUGAGGCAAUUUUCUUCAGCUUCCUCUUUGGUUUCAUGCUUCGAUGAUCAUUACUUCAGUCCAAAGAAAACCCAAAACCCUAAAUUUAAAAAAAGCCCUUCUCUUCUUCCCCGUGUUUCUAUUGUGGUCCACACUCUGAAUUGGAGUUUCAUAGAGAAGGUUCGAUUUCGAGAAGCAGUUAGUAGUUACGGGUUCGCUGAUUCCUUAGAGUCAUUUGCUGUUCUUAUUAGCACAUUCCAGUUAGCAGGGAUGUAUAGUGAGGUCAAUUGUCUAUUUAUGAGUAUUUUGGAUUAUUACCAGAGUAAUAUUGCCCCCUUUGGUUUGCGUGGGUUGCUCUCUGUGUUAGUUCGUCUUUCGAAUGGUGCCAUUUGCUUGUUGAAAGCUUACGACAUCGUUAUCCGAGUUCUAGCGGAGAACUCAAUGUUGGAAUAUGCUUUUAGGGUCUAUUCGGAGGCUAAGGCAAGUAGGCUGAGAUUUCGGGUGCCCUUGUGCAAUUUCUUGCUCAAGUGCUUGGUUGAUGGAAAUGAGGUGGAAAACGCUUGGAGUGUGUUUUGUGAUAUGAAGAGUUGCGGCCCUCCACCUAAUGUCAAUGCUUACACGAUUAUGAUGGAUUUGUGCACAAAAGGAGAUGUUGUAGAUGUUGAUGGAGCCAGUGAGAUUCUUCUAGAAAUGGAAAGGGAUGGUGUGGAGCCAAGUGAGGUCACAUAUGCCACAUAUAUUCGUGGGCUUUGCAGAGCGGGAAAGGUGAAGUUUGCAUGGAAGUUUCUUCGAAAGUUGCGACGUCGAGGCUUGCCAUGUAAUGUAUAUUGCUACAAUGCCGUGCUAAAUGGAUUCUGCAGUGAGGAUAGAUUGCAAAAGUCACUUAAGGUUUUUAAUGAGAUGAAGGAAUCAGGAUUACCUCCUGAUGUGUACAGUUACAGUAUUUUGAUUGAUGGGUUUUGUAAGAAUGGUGAUCACUUGAAAAGCUUCAGCCUGAUUGAGGAAAUGUUGAACAAUGGAAUAAAACCUACCAUUGUCAGUUAUAGCUCGUUUUUAGAUGGUCUUUGUACAUCAGGAGAAAUGGAAAGUGCAUUGAUUUUAUUUGAGAAAAUCAGAUAUUUGGGAUAUGAGCAUGACCAAAUUGUUUAUAGCAUUUUAAUUGAUGGCUACUGUCACAAAGGGGAUAUGAUGGCUUCUCGUAUGAUUUGGGCAAUUAUUGAAAAGAAAUUUGGCCUUGAUGUCUUUAAUUAUACCAGUCUAAUUUAUGGUUACUGCCAUAUUGGAUGCCUGAGGAAAGCUAUGGUGCUUUUUAAGUACAUGAUCGACAAGGAUGUGAUCCCAAAUGUUGUCACUUGCACUGUAAUUGUUGAUGGAUUUUGCAAAAAUCAAAAUGUAUUACAAGGUUUUGAGUUCUACAAUGGGAUUCAGGAUCUAGGCAUUCUUCCUAACAUGUUUACGUAUAAUGCCAUCAUCAGUGGACUUUGUAAAGCUGGUAACUCAAAUGAGGCAUCUGAGAUUCUUGAAUCCAUGGUGAAGAGAGGAAUACCCCCUGAUGUUGUUGUUUAUAGCAUCCUAAUCGGAAAUUGUGUUAAAAAGAGAAACAUGGGGGAAGCAUUCAGCUUUUAUGCUAGAAUGUUAAAGGUGGGUAUCACACCAAACAUUUUUAUUUACACUAGCCUUAUGAGUGGAUUAUGCCGUGAUGACAAAAGGACUGAAGCUUCAUUAUUAUUUGAAGAAAUGAGGACAAAAGAGAAAAUGACUCCUGACAAGAUUUUAUAUACUUCAUUGGUUGCUUGUUAUUGCAAACGUAAAAAUAUGAAGAAAGCAUGGGAAAUGGUUGAAGAAAUGGAGAAGAGGGGCUUAACACCUGAUGUUUAUACAUACACAUGUUUGGUAGAUGGAUAUAGUAGAUUGUUUUUGAUGGAUAAUGCCUUGGAGUUGAUGGAUAAAAUGAUUGAGUUGGGAAUCACCCCCAAUGUUGUAACUUAUUCUGCUCUUAUUAAUGGUUACCGGAAAAUGGGUCACAUAGAUAAAGCACAAGAUGUCUUCAAGUUGAUGUUGGAGAAGGGUAUUUCGCCGGAUGCUCUUACAUUUUUGUCAUUAGGUUUGAAAUUUGGGGAGAGAGUUUGAAAAGUAAGAGAAAUAUUGUUAAGCAUUGGAUCUCGAUUUUCAUGCCUUCUUGAUGGAUAUGCAUGUGCUAAGCAAGAUGAUCCUGAAUGAAGAAAAGAACUUUCAUGGGCUUACAACUACUUGUGGUUCCUGCAGUACGGGACCUUGUGAUCUUGGGACAAUGCUGCUGACAGAAGGAAAUAUUGCAGUUUCAACAUCUUAAGCUGUCCAAAAAUCAGUUACGAGUGUUUCAGCCAGAUGUUUGGACGGAUAAACUACCUUAAAGAUAUAUUGGUCGGCAGUUAUCUUGAUUCACAGUGGUACUACAGCAUCCAAGGAUUGAUUGCGAUGCUUGAUGAAAAUGAUCAUGAGGAGAAAGGAGGCGUAAAAUUUUAUGGCGCAGGAGACUGGUGCUGGGAACAAUUUAAGAACUGUAACUGCCAAGAAUACAGAUAGUUUGAUUUUAACUGGUCGGCAAGUGCAUUUUACUGCAAGUAGUACAAUGUAGAUACUUAGUAAAAUGCAAUUCUUCAACAGGGACUACAGUGGUCCAGAAUGUAAAAUUUACAGUUACUUAUUGUAUUAAGUAUCAAAUGCUAUUUGAAAUAUGUUUGUUUAAUUGAAUGGUAUGAUUAAAUAAUAGACAUCAGCUGAUCUCCAGGUUUAGACUUCAAUUCUAGCU
This is a messenger RNA of Asparagus officinalis (garden asparagus), 3068 nucleotides long. RefSeq names its product pentatricopeptide repeat-containing protein At5g41170, mitochondrial-like. Lineage: Eukaryota; Viridiplantae; Streptophyta; Magnoliopsida; Asparagales; Asparagaceae. The record is from RefSeq and is a predicted model, not a curated record. The transcript is spliced from 4 exons. The coding region runs from base 239 to 2407 and encodes 722 amino acids. Gene Ontology annotation, molecular function: protein binding.